Molecule: messenger RNA, 774 nt
Organism: Periophthalmus magnuspinnatus
Lineage: Eukaryota; Metazoa; Chordata; Actinopteri; Gobiiformes; Gobiidae
Gene: pdcd5
Product: programmed cell death 5
Exons: 6
Coding region: 94-474 (126 amino acids)
Cellular component (GO): nucleus; cytosol
Molecular function (GO): DNA binding
Source: RefSeq, a predicted model, not a curated record
CCUGUCUCGUACUCUGAUGGGCCUUGCCUGCUGGAGAAAUUUCAAUCUUUGCAGAACCAUCAUACUGUAAAGUUUAUUUUGUGGAGCAUAAUAAUGGCAGAUGACGAGCUGGAAGCAAUAAGGCGGCAAAGAAUGGCGGAGCUGCAGGCGAAACACGGGAAUGGAUCGAAUAACCAACAAGGAGAGGAGGCAAAACAAAGGGAGGCUGACAUGAGAAAUACAAUAUUGGCUCAAGUACUUGAUCAGUCUGCUCGUGCCAGAUUGAGUAACCUUGCUUUAGUAAAGCCAGAGAAAGCCAAAGAUGUUGAGAACUAUCUCAUUCAAAUGGCUCGUUUUGGGCAGUUAGGUGGAAAGAUUUCGGAGUCUGGUUUAAUUGAGAUUUUAGAAAAAGUUAGUCAGCAAACACAGAAAAAGACAACUGUCAAAUUUAACAGGCAGAGGGUGAUGGACUCCGAUGAUGAGGAUGAUUACUGACUUGAGAUCCCUGGAGUGAGAGAGAAAAUUGCAUUCAGAUUUGCUAGGACAUUUUGAAGCAGUAGGAGCAGCUAGUUUUAGUUCUAUAAGCUCCUGUGAUGUUAUGAUGGCUACUGGUUAUUGGACCGCCCUUCCAAAACAGAAGUUACAAGUGAUGCUGUUGAAAUGGUUUCAAGAUAUUUCUUUUCUGUUUGUUCAGUUUGCAUUGAUUCCCAAUUUUGCAUUUAUAUAAUUAAUCACAUUUACAUCUUAACGGUUGCUUUUUUUACCCAUUGAAACAUGUCAUAGUCUAGGGACAAG